Chrysochloris asiatica (Cape golden mole) is the source of this 915-nucleotide messenger RNA. RefSeq names its product regulatory factor X-associated protein-like. Gene Ontology annotation, biological process: regulation of transcription by RNA polymerase II. Lineage: Eukaryota; Metazoa; Chordata; Mammalia; Afrosoricida; Chrysochloridae. Gene Ontology annotation, cellular component: nucleus. The record is from RefSeq and is a predicted model, not a curated record. Bases 1 to 915 code for a protein of 304 amino acids. The transcript has 2 exons.
AUGGGCUCCACCCUGUCCACCCUAGCCCACUUCCUCCUGUCUCCAGGGUUUAUAUCCUCAGACCAGACAGCUGGCGGGGGUCGUGGACUCCGGCCAAGGCUCAGAAGCACGGAGGUGCAGGGUAUCGCCGAGGAGCCGGGGCUGGGUGCCGCCAGCAGCGCUCGCUCUGGGGCCCCCGGCCCUGUUCCGGACUACGCCCCGUUGCCAGCCCCGGCCCAGCAGCUGACCCUGCUGGUGAUGCGCCCCUGUGGAGUGCUGGACGAGACUGCGACCGGGGGCGCCCUUCAGCAGGCGGUGCACAAGCCCGGCAAGUACCUGUGUGACGUGGCGGGUGAUGGCGAGGAGGAGGCUGGGAACGACGACGCAGACCUGCUGGACAAUUCAGAUCCCACGGGAGGAGGCGAGAACGCAGCUAGUUUGGAGGAUCUGGAGGACGAGACCACCCAGUCAGGGGGAGAAGGCGGCAGCAGCGAAGCCCGGCGACUGGGCAGCGGCGGGGGCAGCACGAGAAAGGCCUGCACCUACAAGGGCUGCAACGAGACCACGAGCCAGGUGGCCAAGCAGCGAAAGCCGUGGAUGUGCAAGAAGCACCGCAACAAGAUGUAUAAGGACAAAUACAAGAAGAAGAAAAGCCACCAGGCCUGGAACUGUGGUGGGGCAGCUUCCGCAGCCAGCGCGGGAAAUGUCAAGUUGGAGGAAAGUGCAGAUAGUAUACUCUCCAUCGUUAAGCAAAGAACUGGAUCUUUUGGGGACCGUCCUGCAAGACCUACUCUUUUAGAACAAGUGUUAAAUCAAAAACGACUGUCAUUACUAAGAAGUCCAGAAGUAGUACAAUUUUUACAGAAACAACAACAACUGUUAAGUCAGCAAGUUUUGGAGCAAAGACAGCAGCAUUUUCCAGGAGCACCGGUGUGA